Molecule: messenger RNA, 2508 nt
Organism: Lactuca virosa
Lineage: Eukaryota; Viridiplantae; Streptophyta; Magnoliopsida; Asterales; Asteraceae
Source: the annotation of a GenBank genome assembly
UCCAUUCAAUCUUCUUGAGUCAUACUUUGAAAAUACGAUUUCAAGAGCUUCGAUUUUGAGAAGCUUCUCUCCGCAGAAACAACUGUAACCAACACCAUCAACAAUAUCAUAUAUGCAAGCAACACAUUAGGAAACAUAUCCAUUCUUCUUACAUACUGUACGUCAAAAAUAUUAAAAUCACAUGGUUUAUCUUUCUCAACAAAGUCUUUUUUAUUCAAAAUCCUUAGAAAUAUCAACUGAACUAUUAGAAGUACUUGUGGAAUAUUAAAAUUAUUAACCGGAUUAUUUUCACUAACAUUUUGACUUCUAACAAAAAAAUCUAUUCAAAGACCCCUCUUAAUUAAUUAGCAUCUUCUUGUUCCCUUUUUCAUUUUGAGCAAACAAAGAUAUAACCUAAACAAUGUUUUCAUUUUUUAUUCCACUUUCAAGAUGUCAAGAAAUCUGAAAAAUGAACCAAAAAAUAAAAAAUAAAAACCCAUUUUUAAUAACUACUGUCGAAUAACAAUGAAUGAAAGAAACUACUGUCUGAUCAGAAAAUGAAUCAAUGAAUCAGAAAUCAGAAAUAAGCGAAACACAAUAGACAACAUUUUACCUGAAGCAAACCACAAAUAAAUGAGAAAGAUUGAUGGCAGCAGAUUCCGAGCUUACCCAAGCUCGAACAAAAGAGAAGACUCUUUUUAUCUAUAAAUUGAAUCACUUAAUAACAUAAUACACAUAAAUCGAAAUACAGAAAUCACCCAAAUAACUUAAAGAGAAAUAGUAUUUUUUUUUCUUUAUCCAACUCCAAUACUCAAACUGAAUCAACCUCACUACAAACAAAAUGAUAUUUAGUGGCACACAAUUUUAAUGGCAUAUCGUUUUUAUGCCACUCUAGUAUUUUAAUGGCAUAUUUUUAUAUGCCACUAUAAAAUUAAUAGAUUUAAUAAGAGUUAAUAAAAAGUUUAUGCCACUAAUAUUAAUAAGAAGUGCCCUAAAGUUAUUAAAUGUCUAUUUUCAAACAGUCUUUGUGUUGUCAUUCUCGCGUCUCACCGUAGAUCCAUCGAUCGAUUAAGCUAGUGGAUGCUUCAAGUAGCUCCCUUCGAGAACUAAUGAUUGAGACCUAUAAGUGCAAGAACACUAACCGAUCGCCUAUUCAAGAUCUCAAAGGCGGUCCCUACAAUGUAAUCAAUUGUAAGAUUUUAUUCUUUAUCUUCUCUUGUUGUCAUUUCUCAUCUGUGUCCUCCUCUAUCACCUGUAAUUGCUGUCCAACCCCACUCUUUGUCACUAACGAAGGCUGAGAAUCGGCAUCGCUUGGCGUCCCUCGGCCCCAAACCCUCCCCUCCAGAACUCGUGAACCCUAGGGGUGGUCAAAAUCGCUUUUAGGCCGAAGGUGAAGUAGGAAAAGAAGUAUGUCUCAUAGGAAGUUUGAGCACCCUGUACAUGGUUCCCAUGGAUUUUUAUCCAAGGAAACAUGUUGCUCUCCAUAGAGGGAGAGAUGACUCAAGGGCUAGCACAAACAUUCCAUGAUGGCUUCUCGGUUGGAGGCAUGUCACAGGAUUUCUUGGGUGAUGAUUUUUGGUAAAUAACGAAUUUGGACCUGGAAAUCGUAAAUCAUCAGAAGGGAAUCUGAAAGAAUCUUUGAGAUCAAUCGAUCCCAGACCCGUAAAUAUCCGUUCCAAAGUUAUGGACUCGGUGUAGUUGAUUGAUUUGGAUUAUGUUUUGGUAUCUGGUCCACUAGGGGAUACUUCAUCUAUAGCAAGUGUUAGUAAAGUGAGCCAAAAAGCAUUUAAAUCAGGAAGCCCACCUGUAUAUUCUAGGGUGAACAUUCAUUAAACACCUAGUGCACCUUUGCCCAUCAUUGGUGGGACCUCUAGUAAAAUCCGGUUGACCGGGAGCUUUGAAAGUCAAUGCUCUGCACCCUCUGGAACAUCUGAUGGAUCGGUUGAUAUAGUUGAUGCUUUAGAACAACCAUCAACUGACAGCAUGACAAGAAUCAAGUCAUUGCAUGAUUGCGCCUCUGCUAUCUCUGACUUGGUCAAUGAGAAGAUCGAGUCUGGGAAUCGAAUUGAAGCGUUUUCAAUUCAGCUUGUGAUUCUUGCUAUAUGGAAGCAAGCACUGGAUAUCUGUCACACACAGGCUGCUUCAGCUAUUAAAGGAAGUCCAAACCUAGAUAUUUCAACUUCUAACAAGAUCUCAAAAAGGGAACGCGAUAAUACUAAUAUUAAUGAAUUUGAAACUGUCGAGGAACUUACCAAAGUUAUAGAGCCUGAUGAAAAGCAAGCUAUGGAUCACAACUUGCAACAACUUUUCACCCAUGUUCAACUGUGGCUCAAGGAAGUCAAGGAAGAAGUUUCUAACCUUCAACAACAAUUAUAUGACAAGAUCAUGAAAGAAAGACAAGUGAGCAAGUUAUUUGAAGAAAUGCGGUGAUGAAUAAUAUGCGAGUUUUUGUAGAAACUACAAGCAUCUAAUGCAUUAUAAAAAAGGAAACCUUUUACUCGAUUCUUUGACAAAGAAUUUAUCGAAAUU